Messenger RNA from Pocillopora verrucosa, 2567 nucleotides. RefSeq names its product dynein axonemal assembly factor 1. Gene Ontology annotation, molecular function: protein binding. Lineage: Eukaryota; Metazoa; Cnidaria; Anthozoa; Scleractinia; Pocilloporidae. The record is from RefSeq and is a predicted model, not a curated record.
CUCUGUUAUGACAAGGCGCCAUAUUGGAAAAUUGCUCUGUUCAAGCUCGUUAUUUUGUAACAAGAUUUAUCCUUUUUGAACCAUGCCAACUGCUGUUUUAAAAGACGAAAACGUUGACAAAGAAGAGGAUAAUUAUCCAAGGAUUACGAAGAAAGUGCUAAUUCAACUUUGCAAAGAUCACAAAUUGUACAGAACACCAUAUCUUAAUGAUGUUCUCUACCUUCAUUAUAAAGGGUUUGCAAAGAUAGAAAACCUUGAGGAGUACACAGGCUUAAAAUGCUUAUGGUUGGAAUGCAAUGGAAUCCAUAAGAUUGAAAAUCUGGACAAUCAGAAAGAGUUGCGAUGCUUGUACCUACAACAGAAUCUCAUAACAAAGAUAGAGAAUGUGGAACAUCUACAACAGCUGGAUACACUUAACGUCAGCAAUAACACCAUUUCUAAGAUUGAAAACAUUGGAGCCAUACCCAAACUUAGCACUUUACAGAUAUCACACAACCGUUUGUCAACUGUUGAUGACUUGAGACAUUUGUCAGAAUGUUGUAAUCUGAGUGUUCUUGAUGUUUCCCACAACCGGAUUGACGACCCUGAUGUCGUGAAGGUCUUUGAAUCCAUGGAAAACCUUCAUGUUCUUAAUAUGAUGGGUAACCCGGUCAUCAAGAAAAUCAAGAAUUACAGGAAAAUUUUUAUCAUCAAAAUUAAAGGUCUCAGAUACCUCGAUGACAGACCAGUUUUUCCAAGAGAAAGAGCUUGUGCUGAGGCAUGGGAGAAGGGUGGAGUGGAGGCUGAACGAGAAGAAAGAGAAAGAUGGAUCACACGAGAACAACAAAAAAUCAUGGAAAGUUUUAAUGCAAUGGCGAAGAUAAGGGAACAAAACGAGCUAAAGAGGAAGCAGCAGCAAAUUACAUCGAACGAUGAAAACAAAGAAAACAGCAAUGGGCCAAGCGAUGAAAGUAACAGCGAGAACAGCCAGUACACUGAGCAACAGCAAACGCGUGCUGAAGAAAAACAGGAGUCUGAAAUUGUGUCACGUGUGUUAACUACAAAUUGUGUUAACACGAAAACCACUGACCCUAAGGAUGAAGGCGACAAUGAUUGUUCAGCUUCAGAACCUGAGACGCCUUCUGUUCAGGAAAUAGAGACUGUUACAAUCGGAUCUUCCACUGAGAACCAUGAGCUAGCUGAUCAAGGAAUCUUUAGUGGAUCUCGACAGCUUCAAGUUAAGAGGGCUGGUCCUAUGAUUACAGAAAUAGUUGUGGAUGAAGAUGAGGAAGAGAAACGUAAAGGAGAAGGAGUGUUGAUCACAGAAUUAGAAGAAGAUGACAUUGAAACGAUAUCACUGCGAGAGGUUCCUAGGGAAGAGUCACAUGAUUUCCCUGAUCCCCCUGAAGAGGAUUUGCCCGAGUUGGAGGAAAUUGAUGUGACGGAUCCGUUCUUCAUUCGCAGCUUAAACUCCUCUCAUACCAAGAGAAAACCACUUAUUGAGGAGAUGGACAGUAAUUUGGGAUCGCAAGAGAGACCGCUUAUUGAAGAAUACCGACGAGAAGAACUCCCUUUCAGUGACCAAGAAAAAGCCCUACCUGCAAGGAAACCUUUGAUCGAGGAAAUAGACGAAAGGUUUGCACGGUUGGAAACGUCUUCAAAGAAACCAAGUAAAGCACUUAUCGAAGAGUUCGAUGUGGUAGAUGACAGGGAAGAAUCAAAGCCACUUAUUGCAGAGAUAUAUGACGAACAGACACCAGAUGCAGAUACUGCUGGAAGGCAAGAAUCUGGGCUCAUCGCCAAAGCUUGUACCCAGUCUACGACUGGUCCAUCUUGGGAAACACUGCAAAGACUCGCUGAACAAGUUGGAUCGACGAUAGAACGGGAGCCACUUGAUAUGAAUAAGGAAAAGAAGGCUUUUAUGAAGAGGAUGCAUGACACCAACUUAGGAGACUUGGACUAAAAACACUAAAACAGCUGAAUGUUAACGGACUACGUUACAAUAUUUGAGUCAUACUUGAUGACGUGCAAAGCUACCUUCAUAUGUGUACGGAAAGACAGGAAAACACAAAAGAGGCAAUGAUAAACCAAGAAGGAACAAGAAUGGAGAAGAUUUACAAUGGAUUGCAUGUGAUAGACUGAAAUUGCUCAAACUACUUUGUGAAAAUGCUCUUUUAAGAAUAAUUCAUUAGCAGAAGGCUGAUGAAGAUGCUCGUAUUAUUGUUUACGACCAUCACAUAAGGCUUUGUAUGAUUAUGUGACAACACGGUAACAACAAAAGUACUUACUUUGGUCCCAAAGUGUUCCGUGCAUUUGAUAUUUGUCUUAAAACACGGCGACAGGUGGUUGCCACAUAGAGCUUUAAAUGUUGUCAGUUGCAUGCUAAUGUCACAUCAGGUAAGAUGCGCGAUCAAAAGCAGCUGCAUUUUAUGGUCAUAAUUCACAUAAAAAUCGUUUAAACGAUCUUUGCAAUGCUUGUCUUUGUCAUCCUUUCAGUGGUUCAGGGACUUUUUUCUUCGAUGGUAUGAAAAGUUCGGAAAAGGCCCAAAGGCCAUGUUACAACCCCUUGGUUAGGUAAGAAAUUAUAU